Molecule: messenger RNA, 4047 nt
Organism: Leucoraja erinaceus (little skate)
Lineage: Eukaryota; Metazoa; Chordata; Chondrichthyes; Rajiformes; Rajidae
Product: zinc finger MYM-type protein 1-like
Exons: 2
Coding region: 2906-3952 (348 amino acids)
Source: RefSeq, a predicted model, not a curated record
CACCUUGAACCUAUGUCCUCUGGUCCUCGAUGCGUCUACCCGAUCUAUUCCCCAUGUGAUUUUAUACACCUCUAUAAGACCACCCCUCUUUCUCCUGCGCUCCAAGGAAUAGAGUCCCAGCCUACUCAACCUCUCCCUAUAGCUCACACCCUCUAGUCCUGGCAAUAUUCUCAUAUUAGCAUUAAUCCUAGCAAUAUCAUCAGGCUAUUAAACUCAACUCAAACAAAACUCUGACUAUUAAUAGCCCAUUGCACUUUAUCUGCUUAUUUAUGUGUGUAUAUAUAUAUAUAUAUUCAAUGGUAUAUGGACACACUGAUCUGUUCUGUAUUUAUUUGUGCCUACUAUAUUGUGUUGUGCUGAAGCAAAGCAAGAAUUUCAUUGUCCUAUCUGGGACACAUGACAAUAAACUCUCUUGAAUCUUGAAUCUUGAAUUCUCAUCAAUUCAUAAUCCCUAGACUGAAGAUAGACCCAAAUUGCUGUAGUAACAGCGGCCUUUCUUCAGACUAUGCAGUUCCUUCCUGCACAUUCCGAAGACUGAAUCGGGUGACGCUGGUAUGUUGUUUUGCAGGUUUCCGUGUAACUAUGACAACAGGGAAAGGACUUUGCAUUUGAGAUGUUGCAUUUUGGGAAGUCUAACAAGGGCAGGACCUAACCAGUGAACGGCAGGCCUCUGGGUAGUGUUGUAGAGCAGAGGGAUCUAGGAGUACAGGUGCAUGGUUCCUUGAAGGUCGAGUCACAGGUAGAUAAGGUGGUCAACAAGGCUUCUGGACACUUUGGCCUUCAUCAGUCAGAGUAUAAAGUUAGGAGGUCAUGUUGCAGUUGUGUAAGACGUUGGUGAGGCUGCAUUUAGAGUAUUGUGUUCAAUUCUGGGCACCGUGUUAUAGGAAAGAUGUUGUCAAACUGGAAACGGUACAGAGAAGAUUUACAAGGAUGUUGCCAGGGCUAAAAGGUCUGAGCAACAAGGAGAGGUUGAGUAGGCUGGGUCUCUAUUUCUUGGAGCGCAGGAGGAUGAGGGGUGAUGUUAUAGAGGUGUAUAAAAUCAUGUGAGGAAUAGAUCGGGUAGAUGCACAGAGUCUCUUGCCCAGGAUUAACCAUUAAGCAGACUAAGCACGUGCUUAGGGCACCAGGGCCAAAGGGGGCACCACAAAGUUGGGAAAAGGGUGAAAAGAAAAAAAAACGAAUGAAGAUUUGUAAAAAAAAUAAAAAAUUGAUAAAACUAGUGCAAAUUGAUCAUAAUGUUCUGUUUCUUGAUCAUGGUGCACCCUAGAGUUAUCUUCCCAGGUGUACCACAAGGGGCAUUGCUGGCGCAGUGCACUCUGACCUCUGUCGGUCAGUAAGAUCAUUAACAUGUCACAUGUUUCCUGUUGUGGAAUAUUCUCGACUGACCUCUGUGCCUCAGGCAUGAUGUGUGCGAUAUCCUUGGAAAUCUAAGACCACUGCACUGCCCCAUGUGAACGUCAACAAUGAGGCGUGUUCAGUUGAGUGGUGCGCAAAAGAGAAAACGUGCAAAAGAAUCUGUCUGUUGUAGCCAAGACAGGAAAGCUGACAGAUUUCUUCUUACAAACUGCAGAGAAAGAUGAUCCAGAUCAAAACCAGUGUCAGUCUUCAGAGACAGCAAGUGAAUCAAAUCUAUCUCCUUCAUCAGAAACAGGCAGUGUUGGUGCAAGGCCAGAUUUUCACGAUGACGUUGCACAUGAUGAAGUGCCACAACCUGGACCUAGUUCUACGACAAGAUGUGUAAAUGCUUUUGAACUGUCCAAGGAGUUUAGAGAACUGACCAAGGAUGAAAUGAACAAAGCUAAGGACCCAGGGUUGUGGGAUGAAUUUUAUGGUGAUGAUGUGACUUAUUGGGUUGCUUGUGGACGCAGUGAAUGUCAGCACCACAAUGGGCCAUUUGACAAAUCGUGUCGCAAUUUCAUCAGUGGGAAGCCAAAGAGAUACCGUUCACAGAAAAUCUUUUUUGGAAUAAAGGCCAAUGGUGAACACUACAAGAGAGAAUGGCUGUUGUACUCUCCUUCAAAAGGAUCGGUUUACUGUUUUGUUUGUAAACUAUUUGCGCCCAAAGGGUCAACGCAUUUUGCUAGAAAUGAAGGAUUCAGUGACUGGCGAAACACUGCUGUAAUUGACAACCAUGAAAAAAGUACAACUCACCAAGAUGCCAUGUUGACAUAUUUAACUCGGAAACAAGGCUUAGGCUUGACACAGCCACUGGAAAAACAGAUUAAAGAGGAGUACAAUUACUGGGAGAAUGUGCUUCGGUUGUAGCAGUCAUUUGCACACUGGCUGAACGAGGAUUGGCAUUCCGAGGAAAAGUGGAAAAAUUUGGGUCUCUCAAUAAUGGGAAUUAUUUGGGGCUACUCGAAUUGAUAAGUCAGGAACCCUGGAACUCUCUGCCGCAGAGGGUAGUCGAGGCCAGUUCAUUGGCUAUAUUUAAGAGGGAGUUAGAUGUGGCCCUUGUGGCUAAGGGGAUCAGAGGGUAUGGAGAGAAGGCAGGUACAGGAUACUGAGUUGGAUGAUCAGCCAUGAUCAUAUUGAAUGGCGGUGCAGGCUCGAAGGGCCGAAUGGCCUACUCCUGCACCUAAUUUCUAUGUUUCUAUGUUUCUAUGUCAGUUUGACCCAUUCUUGGCUGCUCACAUAUCACGGUAUGGCAAUGCGGGAAAAGGCAACCCUUCGUACCUGUCCAAAACGAUAUGUGAGGAACUUAUUGAGUUAAUAGCAAAGAAAGUGCACUCCGUCAUCAUUGACAAAAUUAAUGUUUCUGGGUACUUCAGUCUGUCUGUGGACUCAACGGCUGAUCUUUCGCAUGUUGACCAACUGGGCAUAGUGCUCAGAUACUUUGCAGGAUGGACAACCAGUUGAACGAUUUAUCACAUUUUUGGAAUUACAAAACCACACUGGUGAAGCUAUGGCACAGCAGGUGUUGAAGUACUUAUGUGAUGAUUGUAAAUUGGAUUUUGCUAAAUGCAGAGGGCAGUCAUACGACAAUGCUGCCAACAUGUCUGCACAUUACAAUGGCAUGCAGCAAAACCUUUUGGAUGCAAAUCAGUUUGCCAUUUAUGUACCCUGUGCAGCUCAUUCACUAAAUUUAGUUGGACGAAGUGCUGUGGAUUGCUGUCAAGUUGCAGUAGGUUUCUUUUCCACUGUACAACUGCUCUACACAUUCUUUUCAGCCUCAACUGCUCGGUGGAGAAUUCUCAAAGAUUGCAUUGGAAAUGAAAAAGUGUUGAAAUCACUUUCAGACACCAGAUGGGAAGCACAUGCUGUGGCAACUGCAGCAAUUAUCAACUCUUUCUUCAAGAUUCUGGAAGCUUUGGAAGAUUUAUCAGAUGACCAGUUGCAAAAAGGUGACACUAGAAGGGAGGCAAAGAAUAUUGCAAACAAGAUGCAAGAACUGGAAUUUGUGUUCAUGCUGAAUUUUUGGAAUGAAACUUUAGAAAAGUUUCAUAGAACAAGUCAACUUCUUCAAAGUGAAAAUGUGAUCUUGCAAACAUGUGCAGAUUUGUAUUCAUCAUUGGCAGACCAGUUGCACACAUCAAGAGAUGAGUUUGAGAGAUUUGAAUCACUUGCAAAGGACAUGCUCCCUGAUGUAGAAUACAAAGCAACUCAAACGCGUAAGCGUAUAAGAAAGAGAAUGCCCAACGAUGGAAAUGCACCAGAGGUCAUUCUCAGUGCCAGAGACAAAUUCCGUAUCUUCACUUUUUAUGUAAUUGUUGAAAAGUUAGAAACGGAAAUGAGGAGGAGACUACUAAAGGUGUACACUAAAAUAGCAGACAGAUUCUCUUGUCUGACAGAUGGUCCUAAUGCCCAAAGCUCCUAUAGCAGAGCAAGAUGGGCUACUCCUGCUAAAUACAAUGGGCUGACGUGUAGUACGCUAUGGAGGGGAUCCUGGGCAUUUUUCCCCGCCCAUUUUAGCAACCUGAGCCUACCUGACCCGACCCGACUCGCAGUAUAAUCAAUGUUGCGGGGCAACAGUUUGUGUGGGUUAGAUUCAUAAAUCUGUCAGUUCAAACUUCUUGUCAAGAAUAAAAUUUGAUUCUGGUAAUUGUC